Molecule: messenger RNA, 1033 nt
Organism: Zea mays
Lineage: Eukaryota; Viridiplantae; Streptophyta; Magnoliopsida; Poales; Poaceae
Exons: 3
Coding region: 1-774 (257 amino acids)
Source: RefSeq, a predicted model, not a curated record
AUGGUAGCAGCAGUGUUUGUCUUCGCUACGUUCCGCCUCAGUGUACCCCAGCUCGUCCUGAAGGAGGACCACGUCCAGUUCAGUAUGCUCCACAGGGGACUCCACAGAUGCCUCACACUCGUCAGGCUGCCCCCACUGGCACUCGCCGCCGCCGCCUCUACCUCUUCCUACGCUUCCUUCUCUCCACCGCGGUCCCGCACCACGGGCACGCGCCGUCGCCUCACCCCCACGGCCUACGCCACCGCCGCGGCAGCUGCGGCUGAGGCCCCGCUCCCCAUGACGCCCCGUCCGACCAUUCAUUCAUUCACCGGCCAGCGUCAGCCAGCCAGGCGUCCAGCUCCAACACGUGUUGCCAAAUGCCAACACUCCAUUCUCCAGGUGAUGGUCGGUCAGCCACCAGGGCCUCCCCGUUCGGCCAUCGUGCGUCCAACAGUCGGGCACCGGCGGGCGGCGGCCGCUCGCCCCUGCGGCUUGGGCGCUCGGCCACGGCCAGUGCGGGACGAGGGGGGGAAUGCUUCUGGUAACUGCCCAAAAAACAAAGAGAGGGUUAGCUGGUGUUCAUUUUUUCUGCUGUGCAUUCAGGUUGAAGCGCCCAGGGUGCAGCCGAAGCUGAGCGAGCCCUUCUUGGGGUUCACCCAGACCGCAGAGAUUUGGAACUCCAGGGCUUGCAUGAUCGGCCUCAUCGGCACCUUCAUUGUGGAGCUGGUGCUGAACAAGGGGAUUCUUCAGAUGAUUGGGGUGGAGGUGGGCAAGGGUCUGGACCUUCCUCUUUGAAGGGUGACCAAAUAGUGACAUUAUCGUUUGCUGGUGUAUUAUGCUGGCCGAAAAACAUGAGGGUUUCACUUGCUUUUUGACUUGGUGGCUACAUAUGCAUGUUCAUCAUGCAUGUCCUUGGAUAUCCGGAUGUUACAACAUCAACUAUGUUAAUGACUUGGUGGCUGGCCGUUUGACAGGGUUAAUUGGUGAACAAAAACGUGUGCCUUGUGAAACAGAGAAAGAUAAUUGAUGCCACCGUGAAAUUAGUACUGGUUUA